UCAUGCCCAGGCAAGUAACCAAUUUAGAUCACUAGGUGGGAGCAAAAGUUAACUUGUGAAGCUAACAGUUUACCCUCUGAACUUGGUGAGGGACACGAAGGGCAUUUGUUUAUACCUGUUGCAAUGGCGACCAUAACGGAACUGAACUGCGCUCUGAGAGAGAGCCUAGAGUCUCGAGGUGUGUUGGGUCAGCUGAAAGCUCGGAUCAGAGCUGAGGUGUUCAAUGCGCUCGACGAUCAGAGCGAGCCGCGUCCUGCGCUGUCGCACGACAACCUUCUAAUCAACGAGCUCAUCCGCGAGUACCUGGAAUUCAACAAGUAUCGAUACACAGCGUCUGUGUUGACAGCAGAAUCAGGUCAACCUGAGGUACCACUUGACAGACAGUUCAUGGCGAAUGAGCUGAAAGUGGUGGAGGACCCCAGUUCCAGAUCUGUGCCUCUACUGUACGGAUUGCUAUCCCACUUCCUAAGCAGCAGUGGAGACAGUGGAGGGAAGCUGUUUCUCAGGGGCUCAGCACCUGCUACUCUGACCAGAGACCCUAACACACUCCCUGGUCCUGAGUCUUAACACAGGUGUGUCCUGUCUGUCACUCCACAUUUCACUGGGACUGGAGGUGUUGAGCGACUUUUAUUUUAUUUAUUUAUUAUUUUAUUUUUUUGCAGUUGAUGUCAAGAAAGCCUUAGUAGUGUGUGUUAAUGUUGCCAAAACAGAUUCAAAUCAACAGGUCUGCAUUUGAUUUCAUUUGGCCAAUUGUUUGUUCCCUGAGAGUCUGUAAAUGUAGUAAGUUCUUCACUACUGCUAUGUCUGCAUAGCUGUACAUACUGUAGUAAGCGUUUUAUGUGCCAAUUGCUCAUGAAGAUGUAUCUCAAAUAAACAUUUGUUUUAAUACAUUUUUAUUUUAAUAAAGCAUUUUUAGCAUA
Molecule: messenger RNA, 920 nt
Organism: Oncorhynchus tshawytscha (Chinook salmon)
Lineage: Eukaryota; Metazoa; Chordata; Actinopteri; Salmoniformes; Salmonidae
Product: centrosomal protein 20
Exons: 4
Coding region: 124-567 (147 amino acids)
Biological process (GO): cilium assembly; microtubule anchoring
Cellular component (GO): centrosome; ciliary basal body; motile cilium
Molecular function (GO): protein binding
Source: RefSeq, a predicted model, not a curated record